AUGGCCGACUCCACCAUCGAAUUCGAGCUCAUCCGGCUCUCAAAGCCCGGCAGCUCUUCCCUCUUCCUCGACGCCCAAGGCAAGAUCAAAGCCAACGCUCUGUUGCCGGCGACGAUUCGCUCUUUCCCCCUCGCCGUCCACUACCGCGAACAGCUGCUUGGGCGAACAGUGAUGCCCGACAUCACGCUGAGCACUGGCGGCGACACGGGCUUUGCGACCUCCGCGUUGAUGGAAAUCGCGGAUAUGAGCACCUUCAAUCAGUUUGGCCAGGAUAUGAUCCACGCCCAUUCCCUCUCGUGGCGGCUUUCAGGCUCAACGGUGGUCGGAGUGCUCGGGUUGUCAUACAGCAUCAAGUUCGACAAGGUGGUGGCCAUCCCAGUGGGCACCGUGACUUACCGAAGGACCUCUCUGCAAGCGUUUGACGGACUCAAGCACGUCAAUAUCGAAGCGUUCGAUCUGGCGUCGUCCAAUGAGACCAACAUCAACACGCGGCUCAACGUGAGCAUCUUCAACCCCUCGGUCAUCAGCAUAUUGCACAUGGACAUCAUGUACAAGGGGUCUCGCAUUGCCAUGGCCCAUACCACGGAGCGGGUGAACAUGGAUGUCGGCGCCAACUACCUUAUGAUGGAGGGCACCGUCUUGCCACAGAACAUCUCUCUCUUUGAGGAAGUGAUCGGAAACUACCUUAGGGGUCUUCCCUGCAACGUGACCGCCGUCGCUGGGAUGCAUUCCGGCCUCAUACUGGAGGCCAACUUCACGUCGAUGCAGCUGGUGCCGGUCAACAGCACAAGCGCGCUGCUAUCAGCCAACGUGUCGAUCGUUAUCGAUCCCCUGCUGGGCAACCGGAGCCUGCUCGAAGUGGAAAAGGUCGCGCUCGGUGUCGACCUCAUUUACGUGGUGGAAGAUGACGACGCCGGACCCAGCGGCGCUGCCCUGCUCUCUACUCAUCUGCGAGAAGCGAAGGACAGAGAGCUGGUCAUCGGGCACAUCCAAACGGACCAGGCUAUCGUCCCGACGGGGCAACAUGGGGCCAUAGUUAACAUCACUAUCGACCAUCAGUACCUGCAGAUCGAGGGAGACCAGAUCACCGCCAACUUCAUCGAGUUUGUGGUGGCGUUCAUUCAGAGGCCCCAGAGACGUUACCGUACAGUCAACCUGAAGCUUGUGGGUACGAGCGACGUGACUGUGAGGACGGUGGUCUGCAAGCUCGAGGCAUCCAGCGUUCCGGUCAAUAACAGCGUAGUAUUGCCCGGAUUGGACAACCUGCCCAACGUAACUGUGCUCAGCUUCGACGUGCCUCGGGACUCGCCCAAUGGCGGCAUGGAGCUGGCCAUCAACUUUACCCUGACCAACCCUUCCUUCGCUUCAUUCUAUCUGCCCGCCAUCAACUUUGGCAUGUUCUAUCGGGACACCUAUCUGGGCUAUCUCAAUGCUACUGGCGUGCAGCUCAACCCGGGUCUCAACCGCUACCGUUAUACUGGCCUAGUCAAGCCUGCCGAAAAAGACUUGGGCGUGACGAGCGAGUUCCUGUCCAACUACCUCACGGGUGAGGCCUCGUCAGUGGUCGUGAGGGGAUUGGAUGCCGGCAACAGUUCCAUCGGUUGGCUCCAGAAGGCGGCCACGGGCAUGGUCCUGUCUACAGACCUGCCUGGCAUAGCGAACAGCUCCGCGUUGAUUUCAAGCGUGGUCAUUCAGCAACUGGCGGUCAACUUCUCGCCCAACAUCAACGCCACCACCGUCAAUAUUUCGAUGACCGCUGGCUUCAACUCGCCUUUUGGAAUCAAAGAGAUGUCGCUGUACGCCGAAGUGCUGCACGGUGGUGCACUGAUAGGAGGCUUGACUGUGCCCAUGACUCCGAUUGAAGAUCAGUCGGGCAACUUGACGAUUGUGCUGACCCUGGCGCCUCUCAGGGUGAUGAAUGCCACGUUUGCUCACGAGCUGUUGAUCAACAACCGAACCGACCUGACACUGCGGGCCAGGCUGCUAGCGUCGGUGGUGUCCACCAGUAUAGGCGACCUCAACAUCAAGGGCGUACCCAUCCAAGACGCUAUCGAACUCAAGGGCGCGAACCAGUUCAAGGACUCGAUCACGAUCAACACAGUGGCCCUGCUAUCAGGCAGCCCCAAGGGCUUGACUAUCGGGUUCAACAUCACCGUUCAGAACCCACUACCCAACGUUGCCAUGAAUGCCGGCAACUUGUUUAUGAAGAUGCGAUACAAAAACGUGGUGAUUGCCGAGGCUGAAGUGGCGAAGUUCAAUCUGGGCCUCGGCACAACAACCCUCAGCGGAGAGGGUCUGUACACCCGCCCGAAAGGACCUGGCUCCGCCCUGGCCAUUGAGUUCAUCUCUGGAUUCAUCUCGGGGGCCAACUCCACCGUCACUCUCACGGACGGCGUGACCGACAUACCGGUGCUCGCCUACGCCCUGGGCGCCCUCAACAUCAGCACAGAAAUCCCGGGCAAUGCGUCUCCUCUCAUCCAGAAGGCGCAUAUCCUGGGUGUGUCGCUGUUCGCCCAGACUCUCGACGUCGUUUUCUUCGCCUACAACCCUUAUGAUGCCUACAUUGCCCUGGACUUCAUGAACUUCACGGUUUACUUGUCGGGCCGCAACACUGCGAUCGGCAAAAUGGCCCUGAACUUGACCGCCAUCGACAAGGUGAUCUACCUGCCCGGCCGUCACGCUGUGGCGUCGGCCCCUCUCACAGCGCAGAUUGGCAGCUUCGGCAGCGCACUGGAGACUCUGCUGGAGAUCCUGCUUCACGGCGGCAAAACCAACGUUGACAUCAAGGGCGAGGUCCACAUCCUGGUCUUCAACAACCACAAAUCAACACAGUCCUCCAGGACGGAGUCGUAUGGGCAGUCUCUGCGCUACGAACAGCAAAACAUCCCCGCCAUCCUGUUUGGCGACCACCGUCGGUGA
Acanthamoeba castellanii str. Neff is the source of this 2919-nucleotide messenger RNA. RefSeq lists its product as uncharacterized. Gene Ontology annotation, cellular component: fungal-type vacuole membrane. NCBI's taxonomy places the organism in Eukaryota, Discosea, Longamoebia, Acanthamoebidae. The transcript is spliced from 24 exons. The record is from RefSeq and is a predicted model, not a curated record. Bases 1 to 2919 code for a protein of 972 amino acids.